Molecule: messenger RNA, 2067 nt
Organism: Lodderomyces parapsilosis
Lineage: Eukaryota; Fungi; Ascomycota; Pichiomycetes; Serinales; Debaryomycetaceae
Gene: DEM1
Product: Dem1p
Exons: 1
Coding region: 1-2067 (688 amino acids)
Biological process (GO): interstrand cross-link repair
Cellular component (GO): nucleus; mitochondrion
Molecular function (GO): single-stranded DNA 5'-3' DNA exonuclease activity
Source: RefSeq, a predicted model, not a curated record
AUGCAAGGUGAUACACGUGUAUUGCAUAAACAUGGUUAUGAUGAUGAUUUGUUCAAGAUUGAAAAACACGGAACUAACUUUACUCACGCACAAAUCCGUGAUUUUGAAUCCCACCUCGAUGACAAAGAGGAAGAAGCAUAUGCGCAAGGUAUAAUUAGACAAGUUGAACAAUCAGCAGCAACAACGACUAAAGCUAAAGCCAAAACAACAAAGAAACGUAUGGCAACAAAACUGGUAAAGGGGAAAAAAAACGGAACCAAAGAAGCUGCCGCACCAUCUCCUUCUCCACCUGAACCAAAAGAAGAGCUUGCAUUCAAAGACAAUGAAGUUUUACGCAUCCUCUACGAGAAUUGGAAUUUACCCCAUUCAACAACAUUACCCAUUGUAAGUCCACUUGCAUCACAUAGGACUCCAUUUGAGUUUUACACUAAACAUAAUCCUGAUGUUUCAAUCAUCAAAACACCUCGAUUAUCUGUCACGAAAUUGUUGGUUAAUAAUUGGUGUCAGAUGCGUGAUUAUUAUAAAGUGCAUGCUGGCUCACCACGAUUGAAAUCUACACCAGCAAUGGAGCAAGGUACUGCCCACCAUGCUCGUUUGGAAGAGGAGACACAUCCACUGGUUGAUAUUACUGAUAUGUUGAACUUUGUCUCGGAGAAAGUUGCCACGUUGAAGAAGCAACUAAAGAGUAAAGGAAAGGUUCCAAACACAACACAAGAAGUUUCUUCUCAUGCUCAAGAUAUUGAUCAAUCAAUUCAGGUUGUCGAUGAAUUGCUGACAAGUUCCGAGGAAGAGGUGUUAGCCAAUGCCUGGUCUCAUAAAGUAAUCACACGAUUGUUUGCAUUAUUGACAAACUCACAAGCUAGGGAAAUUCCCUUACAUGGAUAUAUUGACAUGAACAAGUCCCAAAUCAUUGAGCCCCAUCACGGAGUUGAGGCACUAAACAAUUCCGUACUCGUUUCAUCCAUUGUUGAUUUAUUCAAGUUUCAAAAUCACAGCAACCCCACUGACUUGACAUUUAUCACUGAGAUGAAAAACAUGAUGGAUUUUGAAUUUGACAAAGAUAAAGCUGGGACUAAACCCAUGAUAGAUUUGACGAGAUUUAUCCCUGAGGCUCAAAAGAUUCUUUCAGAGUAUAAAGAGUCCGAUAACGGAUUAUCACUUGUGAUUUCGGAUGUGAAAACUCGUAGUGAAAACACUUUACCUCAUUUCCAAUCAGUGAUAAAGGGAGCCAAGUGCCAAACUUAUUUGUAUCAGAAAUUUUUCAAGGUUUUGACAAUGGAUGCUGAGUUUACUUAUCAUGGAUUACUUGAAAAUGCUACCAGGAAAAAAGUCGAUAUUGAUAAGCCAUUGAGCCCAAUUAUGGUGUUGCAAAUGUUGCGAUUGAAUCCUAAUUUAUUCUAUCAUGAUUUUAUCAAAUUGAGCCGGGGCAAACCCAUUGGAUUUAAGCCAUAUGAUGACGAAAUCACAACAAACAAAGUGAAUAAAGGAAUAGCUGCAUUGGGAAUCGAAGGGUUUCCACGGGACGACAAGGCAAUGGCACCACAACAACACUAUGAUGAGUAUCGAUUUGAUUUGUUGUUUCAAAAUGCCAAUGAAUUUUCAUUUACAUCGCCAUCAACCCAAUCAUACUUGGAUGAACUUGAAAAAAUCGAAUCUAAAUCAUCAAACCCAUUCCCAUAUAAACACUACAUGGAACCGUUAUUGCGGACAUGGCAAACACCACUAACUCUACGGUACUUGGCAGCAAGAUCAGCUCAAUUAUUCAACUUGUUCAACAAUUUCGUUGCUGAGUCAACUACAGUUGAGUAUCAUAAUGCCCUAACGCAACAAGUUUUCGAAAUUUGUCAAUACUUCAUUCAGAAACAAGAUUUACAACUGACGAUUGAUGUAGCUUGUGAUUUUUGGCUUGGUCGUGUGGUUCCGCAAUUUGCUGAUUCUAAACUGAAGUGUAAAUCUUGUGAGUUUAAAUUGAAAUGUAUUGUUGGUAGAGGUGAGGCUGGUGAAUUGAUGAACAAACGGAAAAUGGUGGGACCUAAAUUGAGAGAAUUUGUUGGUCAACCAAUUUGA